AGACGGGGUGUACGCAUCAGUCCCAAGCCGAUCCUGGAUGUCAGUCAAUUUGAAGAUUUCAUCUUCACUGGCUCCAAAACGGCCUCACACAUGUAAACUCGAUUCCUGCGAUCUCUGAUGCCCGCAUCCCCGGCAAAAAUUGUCUUCACCCACGGAGACAUCCGACCGGUAAACAUCUUGGUGCGCCAGGAUGAGGGAGGCUCUUGGACCGUCGUUUCUAUCAUUGACUGGGAGUCGAGUGGCUUCUAUCCCAAGUACUGGGAAUGCGUCAAAAUGACCAACAACCUAACCCCUAGGGAUGGGGAUGACUGGUAUCUGUUGCUGCCGGAGUCCUUGUCGCCACGGCAGUUCCCAGUGCAGUGGCUGAUAGACAGGAUAUGGGAUGCAAUCUGGAGAACAGCUAGAUGGGGAUCUUUGUUAUUGCAUGUAUUCAAUCUUCAGGAAAACGAAGAUCAUUUCUUGACUAUUUCAUUGCGACGGACAAACCUGUGUUGACAAGGCAGAAUAAGUAGUACCUAGAAAAGGAACAACCUGAAGCUGCCAACAAAAACAAAGCGUAACGGUGAAGGAGAGUUUCCAAAAAAAGGGAAGAACAGCUGAGGGCACCGCGUCUGGGGGAUCAGCG
This is a messenger RNA of Chaetomium strumarium, 625 nucleotides long. RefSeq lists its product as uncharacterized. Lineage: Eukaryota; Fungi; Ascomycota; Sordariomycetes; Sordariales; Chaetomiaceae. The record is from RefSeq and is a predicted model, not a curated record. The coding region runs from base 118 to 495 and encodes 125 amino acids. The transcript has a single exon.